ACAGAAUUUCUUCCCACUUCCCUCUCUUUCAAAAUUAGCACAGUAAAGAGAAAAUAUUGGAUGUAUAAGUUUCUCGGGCACUGGUGACUGAUUUCUUGGUCGCAUCAAAGGAUUCCUUCCUUGAUCGUCACUCCCUCUCAUUUAUGCACUGAAAGAACCCUUCAACCACCCCUUACUUCAUAAAUUACACUUAACUCAUUUGAUCAGAUUGGUGUUCGGAAGGUAGCAAACGGCGGAGAUAGUGUUAUUAAAAUGGGGAACUGCCAAGCGGCAGAGGCAGCGACGGUGUUGAUUUUGCAUCCAAACAACAAAGUGGAGAGGAUUUACAAGUCGGUUUGUGCUAAUGAAGUCAUGGCUUCCAAUCCCGGUCAUUACGUGGCACUGAUAAUCACCUCGCCGGCGGCGAAAACAGGGAAUGGUACGCCGGUGAAGCAGCUGAAACUUCUCCGACCAGAUGACACUUUGCUUAUUGGACAAGUUUAUCGACUUGUCAGCUUUGAAGAUGUGUUGAAAGAAUUUGCUGAAAAGAAAUGCAAGAAACUGGGCAAGUUGUUGAAGGAAAGAGGAGCACUCAAUUUGGAGCCAAAGAAGAAAUCUAAAUCAAAACCAGCAAAUUGCAGUUCGCACAAGACGCAGCAGGACGUGCAACACCUCAGUAGCAGUGGUAGGGGCAGAGGCACGGGCAGGCACCAUGUUGGAGGAGGGCAAUGGAGACCAGCCUUGCAGAGUAUUGCAGAAAUUGGGACCUGAACAUGGACACACCACCCAUAAUUCCUCAACUUUUCAUGGCCAACUCAUUAAUGAACAUAAACUAAAAUGAAGUUCUAUAUUUUCUCAACUCAUUCUCUUGCUUUUCCAGAAGGGGAACAUGAUGUGAUGUAUCCUUUGGAGUAUCUCUUAGUUGGUCCUUACUAAUGAUGUUUUGUGUCUACUUUUUUUCCCCCCUUUAAACUUUUAAGUGAAUUAUUAAGAAGAGUGGAGCGUUGGGAAGUCUCGUUGCUUGUUGGGUAACUCGAGUCAAUCCAAAGUAUUAGAAUUCUUGUC
This is a messenger RNA of Olea europaea var. sylvestris, 1044 nucleotides long. RefSeq lists its product as uncharacterized. The coding region runs from base 253 to 750 and encodes 165 amino acids. The record is from RefSeq and is a predicted model, not a curated record. Lineage: Eukaryota; Viridiplantae; Streptophyta; Magnoliopsida; Lamiales; Oleaceae. The transcript is spliced from 3 exons.